Messenger RNA from Xenopus tropicalis (tropical clawed frog), 2259 nucleotides. RefSeq names its product zinc finger protein 24 like (gene znf24l). Lineage: Eukaryota; Metazoa; Chordata; Amphibia; Anura; Pipidae. Gene Ontology annotation, cellular component: nucleus. The record is from RefSeq and is marked provisional.
AGAAGUGAGAGGCAGAGAUUUCCCUCAGGGAGCGGCGGGAAGCGCAUCCAGUGCAGAAGAGGGUGAGAAGCCCCGGAAGUCAACAAUUUCAGAUUUUUUUGGAUAAAAACAAGAAACCAUCAGACAAGACAAAUCUGAGAAAAAGCUUUAGUGCAAUGAACAUUCCCAACUCCCAGAUGGAACUUCCCUCAGUGGCACAAAACUACGAAUGCCCAGAAUGUGGGAUAAGAUUCUGGACAAAAAGCUGCCUUAAUAACCAUCAGGAUGUUCAUAGCGGGGAGAAACCAUUCACAUGCACGGAAUGUGAGAAAAGUUUCAGGCAAAAACAAGCUCUUAAAAAACACCUGAGAACUCACACAGGGGAGAAACCAUUUGCAUGUACAGAAUGUGGGAAAAAAUUCCCUAGGAAGUAUCAUCUGGUCAUCCACCAGCACAGUCACACCGGGGUGAAACCAUUCAUGUGCACCGAGUGCGGGAAACGCUUCUCCCAGAUCAGCAACCUGCACAACCACUUCAAAAUUCACAAAGGGGAGAAACCCUUCUCUUGCUCAGAAUGCGGGAAGAGCUUUCGGCUAAAGAUCGACCUGACCCGCCAUCACACGGUUCAUACGGGGGAGAAACCAUUCACUUGUACUCAGUGCGGGAAAAGCUUCUCUACCAGCAGCAAUUUGAGUUCACACCGAAGGCUCCACAACGGGGAGAGACUUUUCACGUGUACGGACUGCGGGGAGCAGUUCAUCCGGAAGUACCGGCUGGAAGAACACGUUCUGAUUCACGCCGAAUAUAAUCCCUUUACGUGUACGGAAUGCGGGAAAAGCUUUUUCAGUAAGAGGAGCCUCCGACUCCACCACGCAACUCACACGGCGCUGAGACAUUUCCCCUGCGCGGAAUGCGGCAAGGUUCUGUGUUCCGAGAAGUACCUCAUCAAGCACCAGAGAACCCAUAUACGGGGACAGAAUGUACGGAACCUUAACCUGCCAAGUCCAGUGGGCAACAGCGCCAUGUAGUUUAUAUGGGGAUGGAACCUCUCACUUGCACAGAAUGGGGUUCCCCCAGUAGUAGCUUCUCCUCCCCCAGAACAUUCAUAUACGGGAAGAGAGGCCACUGUGUAUUUCUCCCAUGAUUCUCCCAUGCCAAUGUUCCCUACUGGCAGACAUAACUGCCCAGCGAAUCAUAUUCUAAGGUACAAACAUAUAUGGAUAUUGCCUACAAGCAAAUACGAGCAGUUACGGCAGGCAGGGCCGGAACUAGGGGUAGGCAGAAGAGGCAGCUGCCUAGGGUGCAAUGACUGGGGGCGUCUCCUGCCUACCCCUAGUGCUACUUUGUCAUUGCCUCCGCCGCUUGUCAUUAGCGGCGGAGGCAAUGACCGAUCUAAUCGCCGUGCCCCCUGUGCUUUGGCGCGCAUGUGCCGUUCGGGGGGGAGCGGGGAGGUGGGCGGAGUUGGCCGACUGGGUUGCCUAGGGCGCCGGGUUGGCUUGGCCCGCCCCUGACGGCAGGGGUGGGCAAAACAUUGAUCGCGGUCCACCAGUUGAUCCCCCGUGGUUUCUGGUGGACUGCGUUGAAGCUGGGAAAAGCGGCGGUUACAUUGGGUAUGCGUACGUUCGUGGGGAGGGGCCAAAAGUUGACCGCGGGGGGGAAAAAGUCUGGGCACCCCUGAGUUAUGGGGUAUGUUUAUCGAAGGGUGACGUUAGAGCUUUCCGCAGUGAAAUUCCGCCCCUAUGAGUCCCUGGGGGAGUUAGUAGGGUGUAAUGGGAGGUGCAUCAAUAUUAACAGUUUAACGACCCUUUGUGUAAAUGUCCUUUUCUGUUAUUAACGUAAAUAUGACUUUGGGGCAGAUUUAGUCGAAUAAACUUUAUCCAUUUUAUUUUUAAUUGACAGAAAGUAACACCGCUGAGCUGUUUCUCCUCUUUUCUCUCAGUUGCCAUCUUGUCUCAGAAAUGGGCAGUUUCAGAGCCAGAACUAGGGGUAUGUGCCAUGGUGGGGGUCACUAUUCCUAAAAAAAAAAUAAUAUAUGCCACUCCCACUGCUCUAAGCCUGGCCUGUCCCAGCUGGAUCGGCAGAGGUACAAUAAGGCGGUGUUCUUGCCAGAGGUGCCGGAUUUCUCCCCAGUUUCCCUUGGGGUUUCCGAGUGAAUGAUGUGAGACCAAUGAUGAUCUUCUUUACUGGUGUUUGUACCAGUAGGAAACUGCCCUAGAGGCGGGGCUAAAUUUCUCUGUAGGCACUUGGGGUUCUGAUGAAAUAGUAAAAAGAUGAAAUGAU